UACCAAAGAAAAUGAAACUGAAAAGCGGGGAGAAUGUCGGGAACCCUCGAAUCGAUUCAAAAGGGAAAGGGGGGUAUAGACUAUAGAAGGAGGAGCCACGAGAAGGUUUCGUCAUUUCGCAGUCACCGUGUGUCGAAAACCAUACUGGAAGGAAACCGAUCAAAAACGAUGGACGCCGCGGAGACCGACAUGACGAGCGGUAGUGGGGAUAUGGAGGAGGAUACAGGUGGCGGGCCGGCCGCCGCCGCCGGCCGCCGCGUCGACGCCCACGACAGCGCUUGGAGUCUACUCCCCUUGGCCCGCCAGCUCAUCGACCAAGGCAAGCCCUCGCUCGCUCUCCAAGCCAUAAUUGCGAAAGGAUGGGGGUUGCUGGUCUGGAGCAAAAGUGACGAGAAAAGGUGGAGAGAGACAGAGAAAGUUGACCAAAUGGUAACACUCAAAUACCAAAAUCUACUGAAAUGGAUGUCCCUUCUUUGGUCAUUUGAAAUUGCAAGGGCUCUAUCCCCAUCCCUUCUGCUAGCACUUGGAGCAGCCUUGAUGCCCUUGUUGCCAUGUCUGUGUGGCCUUAAGGGUAAUAGGGGCCGUUAGACAUUAAAUCAGAUGUCAAAGGAAGAAAAUGUUGGUACACAGAUGCGGGAAGGCUAUUUUGCUAAAAGUAUUGGGGAUAAAGGUUGUUUAGUUAAAUAUUUUAAACAAUUGUUACUUUGAAAAAAGAAGCUCAAAUUUUUAUAAUUGAAUCCUUGGAUUCCUUUUCUCGUGUCUGUGAAUUAUCAUCUCCUGUCCUUGUUUGGUCUAGUUCAUUUUAUUAUUAAUGAGUGAGGUGUUUUGUAUACACCUUGUAAAACUAAAGAAUGGAUUUACAAUAUAAUCACACUGUAUUAUGUUAACCGAGCUCUGGAAAUCUAUUUUAUUAAAGUUUUUCUACAGAAAUGGAUGUUAUGCAUGUAUUAGGGCUCUCUGAAGGAGUGGCACGUAAAUCAAGGAUGUUCAAUGUUACAAAGGAGUACAUUGUGGUGGCCCAUUGUAUUAUGAUAAGUUUCUUCUCCUACCUCAGUGGUGGUGCCUAUGGUAUGCAGGCUAUCUGGUACAUCAAACAAAACAAAUAUACUAGAAGAUGGUGUAGCAGGGGCAUAGUCUUGUCCUCUGGAGGGCCAACAUAUGAAGCAUAAAAACAUUCAUUGUUGCUUAUCUGAUAAGAAAAGAAUUAACUAAC
Phoenix dactylifera (date palm) is the source of this 1213-nucleotide messenger RNA. The record is from RefSeq and is a predicted model, not a curated record. Lineage: Eukaryota; Viridiplantae; Streptophyta; Magnoliopsida; Arecales; Arecaceae.